AUGAGCAACACAUUCUUCUCCUAUGGCUUGAUAGCUAUUCCCUUUGUCUCUGUCGUCAUCAUCAUGGCCAUUCGUGCCCUUUACCCCAAGCCUUACCCAGAUAUUCCUCACAACAAGGACUCUGCCAAUCGCGUGUCCGGCGAUAUCCCCGAUCUGGUUCCCCUCAUCACUGCGACCAAUGAGUUUUCCAACUCCAUCUUCAGGAUCACCACCCAGAAGCUGGGCACACCCAUUGCACAGUUUCUUUUUCCUGGCAUCCGCAAGCCCCUGAUUGUUCUUGAGGACCCACGAGAGAUCGAGGAUCUGUUGCUUCGUCGCAAUAAGGAAUUUGACAAGGCGCCGAUGGCCCUGGACAUUUUCCAGCCCAUGUUCCCCAAGGCCUCCCUCGCCCAGUACACAACGCCAGAGCUCAAAGCUCAGAAGCGCCUAUGGGCCGACGUUAUGACGGCCGAGUUCCUGCACAAGGCCACGGCACCGAGGAUUCAUAAAGCUACACUUGAGCUGGUCGAGCUUUGGCGUCUUAGGAUCUCCGUCUCCAACGACAAGCCAUUCGCUGUCGACGAGGAUCUCCAGAACACCACUCUCGAUGCUAUCUGGGUGUCCAUCCUAGGAGAUGAAGCAGGAAUCAUUGACCACUCCAUCAAAAAAUUACGGAACAAGAUCGGCGGCUCUAUACCCUUUGACGCAACGCCGCCACGAGGUGGCUUCCUCAGAGAUGAGGUGCGGUACAUCUCCGAUACUAUUGCACGCAUCUCUAACACCCCUUCUCCGAAAUGGGCUGGAAAAUUCGAGACGUAUACGCCCCGGUAUCAGAGAUUCCGUUCCACAGUCACCAGAGAGAUUAGCCUGCUUAUGGCGGCCGCUAUCAAACGAUUCCAGGGUCUCGACGUGGAGACUUUGAACAGUGGUGAUACUGACCGAUGUAUGCUGGACCUGGUACUUCGUCGUCUUGUUCUCCAGUCCAGGAAGAACAACAAUGCCCCUCUGCCUGAUCCGACCAAAGACCAGAAUAUGCUUGACGAGCUUUUCAUUAUGCUGGUUGGGGGCCACGACUCGACUGCCAAUUCUCUGUGUUGGUUUGUCCGGUUCAUGGAAGCUUAUCCAACCGUCCAGAGUGAACUGCGCACCGUCCUUCGAGCCGCAUUCCCCGGCCCCGAGCCCCCUUCUGCCCAAGCUAUCAUAGAAACGAAUGUCCCUUAUCUCGACGCUGUGGUUGAAGAAGGAUUCCGUCUUGCAGGUGCAGCCAAGGGGAAUCUGCGUCAAGCCGUCGUGGACACUUCAAUUCUAGGCUACCACAUUCCCAAAGGUGCUGAGAUCUUUAUGAACUAUCAUAUUACGCGACCGCCAGUUCCCGUGGAUGAAGCGAAGCGCUCGGGCAGCUGUCAGGCUGCUGCCGACAAGCAUGGGGACGGUUUACGUGGACGUGCUGGGUACGAUCUCGAUAAGUUCGAACCAAGAAGAUACUUGGUCAAGGAUAUAGAUACAGGGAAGGAGACGUUCAAUCAUUAUGCUAUCCCGUCCCUGGCGUUCGGUGGCGGAUACAGAGGCUGUGCUGGCCGCAAACUUGCAACAUUAGAAUUUCGUAUCUUCGUGUCGCUUCUUAUUCUCAAUCUAGAGUUCACUGACCUGCCGGAGGAAAUGAGGAGCAUGGCUGCUACAGAGAAGAUCUUUAGGCAGCCUGAUAUGCCCUUCGCCAGACUGAAGGUCCUCUAG
Messenger RNA from Clonostachys solani, 1713 nucleotides. NCBI's taxonomy places the organism in Eukaryota, Fungi, Ascomycota, Sordariomycetes, Hypocreales, Bionectriaceae. The record is from the annotation of a GenBank genome assembly.